Molecule: messenger RNA, 1108 nt
Organism: Hyposmocoma kahamanoa
Lineage: Eukaryota; Metazoa; Arthropoda; Insecta; Lepidoptera; Cosmopterigidae
Product: AN1-type zinc finger protein 1-like
Exons: 3
Coding region: 146-1060 (304 amino acids)
Cellular component (GO): cytoplasm
Source: RefSeq, a predicted model, not a curated record
UCAAGUAAUGUUUAAUUUCAUACCAAUAUUUCUUUGGAUGAGUUUUUAUGUAAAUUCUCCAUUAGUUAUAUAUUUUUUGUAGAUAACCUCUAAACAGCUAAUUGAGGAUUUUAAAGUGUGAAAUACUAAACGAAGAGUUUUAAAAAUGGAAUUUCCGGAUCUCGGUGAACACUGCCAGUUAGAAAAUUGCAACGCAAUCGACUUUCUACCUCUUCAAUGCAAGUGCGGGAAAGUUUUUUGUCGAACACAUUUCACGGAACAUUGUGUAUCGGGGACUUGCGAAAUGGCGCCAAAAGCAAAAGAGAUAAAUCUAGAGAAUACUGAUAAGAUUUACAAAUGCUCUCAGAAAGCUUGCCGAAAAGGAAAUCUACAUGAAAUGCUGUGUGUUAAAUGCGGGAAACAUUAUUGUAUUGAACAUCGGUUUCAUGCUUCAUGUCCUGAAAUUGAUGAUGAAACCAUGGCUGCGAAAAUAGAGCAAUUUGAGGCUCCUAGGCGACAGUUUAAGGAGGCAAACAAACAUCUACAAGAUAAGAUAACAGAAAACAUCCGCAAAGCAUUACAAUCAUCGGCAAAAGUGAAAACUGCAGCCAAAAUUCAUCUUAUGAGAAUAAAACAAAAGGCAAUCGGUCCCAAAUCUAUACCCGUUAAAGACAGAGUAUACUUUGCAAUUGGCAAACCUAACAACAUGGAGGCAAAAUCUGUUAAAAUCAUUAAAGAUGUCAACAAUAUUGAUUAUAUUGAAUCAUUAACUUUAGAUCCCGAUUUAAAAGACACUGUACCGGUCUUUAUAAGCUCUCAGUGGACUCUAGGACGGUCUAUAGACAGCAUUUGUGAUUCUUGUAACAUAAAAAAUGAAAAUAAUAAACAAGGGGACGUUAAAUUAAGAAUAUUCCGUCAGUUGGAUGGGUAUUGCAUAAGUCCAUUAAAAAUGGAUGUGGAGUUAAGUGAGUUGAUAAAGCAAGAAAUAUUACUGGAAGGUGAUAAAAUUAUUGUUGAAUAUAUUGCUACCAGUGUGUUAAGUACUUUGGAAGACAGUGCUCAGAUAUUUUUAAUAUCAUGAUAAGAAUGUGUUUCUAUUUAGAAUUAUUGAUUGAAUAAUAUUUCGACU